AUGCUGCCCCGGGCACUGCAGGAAGUGCUGGGAUGGAGUGUGCAGCACAACCCGCUCGUCAGGGAGUUCCUCCCCAUUCCCAAACAAGUCCCGCCCAAUCACCCUUUGCCGUAUCUGUCACCAGCAGAUGUGCAAUCUUUUGUCACCAAUGUACAAGCCUGCAAACCACUCACACUUGCCACCCUGGAAACUGCGGAGGCAGCACACUCUCUGAUAUCUGUGGUUGUGCCCGCCGUCCAGCGUGCAGCUGUCAAGCAUGCACCAGUGUUGUACACUGCAGGAACGUUGGUCCCGCGGCCGCCCACCACAGCGAUGGCCAUGUUCCCAUAUAUGUUUCCCUUUGGAGCUGGCGCGUUUGUGGGCAGCACCACCCUUGUCAAGUACUUGGUGUACCGCGCCAAGUGCCUCUUCAGUGUCUGGACAUUGUGCAAGCCGUACCUGUUGCUGAUGCAUGUGCCCGUCAGAGUGCCUGGCUGCAAAAGCAAAAUACAGAGGUCAUCAAACAUGCAGGCGCAGCCUCAGCUCUAG
Messenger RNA from Volvox carteri f. nagariensis, 528 nucleotides. RefSeq lists its product as uncharacterized. The transcript is spliced from 2 exons. The record is from RefSeq and is a predicted model, not a curated record. Lineage: Eukaryota; Viridiplantae; Chlorophyta; Chlorophyceae; Chlamydomonadales; Volvocaceae. Bases 1 to 528 code for a protein of 175 amino acids.